GGCGUCAGCUCAAACUCAAGCUGCGUUCGCUGCGCAUUCUCCCUUUCACCUUAUCUUCCUACCAUCAAGUACCAGCAUCUUUGUAUCAAUAUUUCACUCGAAAUGGCUUCUGGAAGGUAUAUCGUAACUUUUGCGGAUUCAGCGACGGACGAGCAGAUAGCCCAAUCUAUACAAGGUCUCGAGAGUAAUGGCGGAGCAGUUCAGAAUCGCUACAGUCUCUUAAAGGGCUUCUCAGCUGUGAUACCCGAGUCGUAUCUCAGUAGCUUCAAAUCCGCCCAAGGGGACUUGGUCUUAUCAAUUGAACCCGAUAGCGUCGUCACUAUCCAGUGAUCGUGUAGCAGUAGCUGUACAAGUAACAGGUCUAUGUAUCAAGGAGAUGUGUGUAUGCGUGUAUGAAUGAUGGAUGUGGUACUCCCUUCGCUUCGUUACUAGCCAGUAAGGCAGUGUAUACUAAGUUGACCUCCAUGGGCUAUGCUAUCACCGGGAACUGCUCCAAGACGCUGAUAUACUUGGAGUAGCUAGUGGCC
This is a messenger RNA of Serpula lacrymans var. lacrymans S7.9, 527 nucleotides long. RefSeq lists its product as uncharacterized. Bases 103 to 330 code for a protein of 75 amino acids. Lineage: Eukaryota; Fungi; Basidiomycota; Agaricomycetes; Boletales; Serpulaceae. The record is from RefSeq and is a predicted model, not a curated record. The transcript has 5 exons.